AUGCUCAUUGCUUUCUCUUAUAAGUUUUCUGGGUCGUUCAGGUCCUCAUCUUUUGUCGUUUCGUUUUCCGGCACUUUUUCUCUCCCUUCGAAACGAACUCGUGGAGCACGAAGCUGGUUCUUCAGCGACCACGAAAUCCGUAAGUUCGAUAAGAUGGGCGCGGCUACGUCGAAAGACAUGGCCGCUGCGGUCCUGGUACCGUUACCGUUCGACAUCAUCACCAUGAUCUUGCGGUUUUGGAUUCGGGCGCAGAGGAAAGCCUGGGGACCGGAUGAUUGGGCUAUGGUCGCUACCAUUCCGGUUUGGGCAGUAUCGCAGAUUGGUUUAAUAGGCAUGGCCUGGAGCGGUGUUGGGCAGCUAGAUAGCACUCUGUCCACAGAACAGACUGCAAAUUCGUAUUUUUGGUUUUAUGUCUUCCAGGAGUUCUGGUGUUUUACCUUGGUCACCCUCAAGUGGUCCCUUGGUUUCACCCUACUACGUAUUGCUAAUGGCCAACGUUGGGUCCAAGCCGUCAUUUACACGUGCCUCGCCCUGGUCACAGUCUGCACAGGAGGUACUGGCGUGUAUUUGUUCUUCCAGUGUUCGCCAGUUGAGAAAAAUUGGCAUCAAAGCAUGCCAGGACAAUGCAAACCCCGAGAAAUCCAGACAGCCCUAUCCUUCUUGGUUGCCGCAGUAUCGAUAUCAACUGAUUGGAUCUUUGCUAUCAUGCCAUUUGCUCUUAUCUGGAGGCUACAGAUGGCCAAUAAGGUCAAGGCCUCUGUAAUCGGCCUACUAGGCUUGGGUUUCUUUGCAUCGGUGGCUCCGAUUGUUCGACUCAACUACCUCCUCCUACUGAACGACACCGCAAAGUUUCUGCAAGGCCUCAGCAUAAUCCUUGCUUGGGCUCAGGCAGAAGUUGGCAUCGGAAUGCUGGUCGCUAACCUCCCCGCAUGUCGACCCCUCCUCGAACGCGCACUCGCACGCCUCACGUCUUUCACUGGCUCAAAAAAUAAAUCGUCAAAAGACCCAGCUGCCUCAGCCGCGGUAAAGAAUAGCUACCUCGAGCUCGGAGAGAGGGAUCCCACGAGGAAGAACAUCAGUCAAGCUAGUCGAUCAGGGGUUGAGACAAGAGUAUACGGUAGAGAUUUGGGCGAUAUCAGCAGCGAGAGCUUGCCAGAUGAUCAUAGCCAGAAAAGGAUCAUGACAAAGACUGGUUUCGGUGCAAUCAGAGUGCAGAAAGAGUUUGAAAUGGAGGUCGAGACGAAGCGCGGGGAUAACGAGGUCUAG
Molecule: messenger RNA, 1266 nt
Organism: Colletotrichum orchidophilum
Lineage: Eukaryota; Fungi; Ascomycota; Sordariomycetes; Glomerellales; Glomerellaceae
Exons: 5
Coding region: 1-1266 (421 amino acids)
Source: RefSeq, a predicted model, not a curated record